This is a messenger RNA of Artibeus jamaicensis (Jamaican fruit-eating bat), 1878 nucleotides long. It is a transcript of the gene NEIL1, whose product is annotated as nei like DNA glycosylase 1. The transcript is spliced from 11 exons. Gene Ontology annotation, biological process: base-excision repair. NCBI's taxonomy places the organism in Eukaryota, Metazoa, Chordata, Mammalia, Chiroptera, Phyllostomidae. Bases 517 to 1743 code for a protein of 408 amino acids. The record is from RefSeq and is a predicted model, not a curated record. Gene Ontology annotation, molecular function: damaged DNA binding; DNA N-glycosylase activity; zinc ion binding. Gene Ontology annotation, cellular component: nucleus.
CAGCUCGUGGAUCCCACCCCAAGACCUCGGCUUGCCGCCCGAGGAACUACAUUUCCCAGCGGGCGCCGGAGCAGGAACCACAGCUGGGGCACGAUUGGCCCGCAGCCUCAACUCCGUAGUGGCUGCGGGUCGGCGGAGAAGGGUGCGGGGAGCGGGUACGUGGGAGGAGGACGGCACGCGGGGUGUGUACCGCAGACCGAAGAGAGGAUGAGAUUUAGGGGCCGUGGAGAAAAAGGGAGCCAGAGUGUACCGAGGACAGGCAGCAGGGUUGGAAUCCUCUCGGGUGCCGGGUCCUGGACGGCGGGAAGCUGCGGGGACCUGGCUCCAGCCCAGACCGACCUCGAGGCACGUGCCUCCUCUCCUGCCUGUCUUCGCUCCGCUCCGCUCCGUCCUAAACUCGUCCUAACUGCCUGCUGAGCCUCUGAGCGUUAAUUUCCCCAGAUCCCCAGGUGGGGUCGGGCUCAUUCCCUCGGCGAUUGUGGCAACAGAUAAGGGCCUGCCCACUCCUGGCACAGAAUGCCCGAGGGCCCUGAGCUGCACUUGGCCAGCCACUUCGUGAAUGAGGCAUGCCGGGGGCUGGUGUUUGGCGGGGCUGUGGAGAAGUCGCCUGUCAGCCGCAACCCUGAGGUGCCCUUUGAGAGCAGUGCCUACUGUAUCUCAGCCUCAGCCCGGGGCAAGGAGCUUCGCCUGACACUGAGCCCCCUGCCUGGGGCCCAGCCCUCACGGGAGGCAAUGGCCCUCAUCUUCCGCUUUGGUAUGUCUGGGUCCUUCCAGCUGGCACCCAGCAAUGCGCUACCACCCCACGCCCAUCUGCGCUUUUACACAGCUCCUCCUGGCCCCAGACUGGCCCUCUGCUUUGUGGACAUCCGCCGCUUUGGGCACUGGGACCUCGGGGGCAAGUGGCAGCCAGGCCGUGGGCCAUGUGUCUUGCUGGAGUAUGAGCAGUUCAGGGAGAAUGUAUUACGAAACCUAGAGGACAAGGUCUUUGACCGGCCCAUAUGUGAGGCCCUCUUGGACCAGAGGUUCUUCAAUGGCAUUGGCAACUAUCUGCGUGCAGAGAUUCUAUACAGGCUGAAGAUACCCCCCUUUGAGAAGGCCCGCACUGUUCUAGAGGCGUUGAAGCAGCACAGGCCGAGCCCAGAGCUGACCCUGAGCCAGAAGAUCAAGGCGAAGCUGCAGAACCCAGAUCUGCUGGAGCUGUGCCAUUCAGUGCCCAAGGAAGUGGUCCAGCUGGGGGGCAAGGGCUACGGACAGGAGAGUGGGGAGGAUGACUUUGCAGCCUUUCGAGCUUGGCUGCAGUGCUAUGGCAUGGCGGGCAUGAGCUCCCUACGGGACCGGCACGGCCGCACCAUCUGGUUCCAGGGGUCAAGUCCCGUAAGAAGAAAUCCAAGGGAUCACAGCCAGGUCCUGAGGACAGAAUGGAGGACCCUCCACCCCAGAGCAAGGCUCCUUCCAGGGCACAAAAGGCACGAAGAGGACGAAGAGGACUUCCUAAGCAAACUACAGCCCAUCAACCUGAGGGGACCAGUCUCCAACAGGACCAAAAAGUCCCCCCAGUCACUGGGAAAGGAAAGAAAACAGGGCGACGGGCAAACUCAGGUCGCUGCAGACUUCAAAAGAUCAAGAGUGACACCCCAUCUUUGGAGCCUGAGAGGACUUCAGCCUCUUAGCUGCAUAUAUACCUUCCCGCUGCCUUGCCCUGGACCAAGGGGACCUGUGUGGCUUCCUAGAGGCAGGGAGUAGUUGCAGGGGCCUGGAUGCCUGUGUCCUGUGUUUGUUCCCUACACAACUAUGAUUUUAAAAUUUAAUUCCCACUGUCCCCAUUUUUUAAGCUCAUGUAAAAAAUGCUGUAUUUUAAAAUAUAUAUGAAUUGAUAAA